Diaporthe amygdali is the source of this 1011-nucleotide messenger RNA. Its product is annotated as taurine catabolism dioxygenase. The record is from RefSeq and is a predicted model, not a curated record. The coding region runs from base 1 to 1011 and encodes 336 amino acids. NCBI's taxonomy places the organism in Eukaryota, Fungi, Ascomycota, Sordariomycetes, Diaporthales, Diaporthaceae. The transcript has 8 exons. Gene Ontology annotation, molecular function: oxidoreductase activity.
AUGGGAUCCAUCGCCGGCGCUUUUCAGCCGACCCCGUACGGCCCCUCCGUGAAGCUCCCGGACCCAUAUCCGGAGAACACGGACUUCCCACUAUCACUCGCUUCCUCCGAGCCGAAUGCGGAUGUAUCAGAGCUCGUCUCUGAAGCGAAAGAGCUAUCUUCAAGUGGCAAACUGAGAAAACUCUUGGAUCAACAUGGCGCGAUAUAUUUCCAAGGCUUGGGUCUGAAAAAUGCUGAGGAAUUCUCCCAAUUCGCACAUGCCUUUGGUUGGACUCCACAUGAGGAUAUUGGUAAUCCGGUGCGGCGUGUCAUCCACGCACGAAACGUUGCUACUGCCAACGAGGGGCCGAAUACUCAACCUGUGUAUCCUCACAAUGAGUUCGGCCUAAGUCCUCACUAUCCGGCAUAUGUCUUCUUUUAUUGUCUUUCACCACCAACAACAGGCGGUGAGACGCCGAUCAACAACUCUGUCAUUCUCUACCGCCGCCUAAAGGACAGGCAUCCCGAGUUCAUCAAAGAGAUUGAGAGAAAGGGCGUCAAAUAUCAACUUUUCUACGAAAAUGCUCCACAGGAUCAAACUUCGUCGGCCCGAAAUUCCGUCUUGCAAGCUUACGGAGGAAAGGUCCUGCAGAGUGACGAUUCAGAAACUGCGAGAGCUAAGAUUGAGGCCGAGAUCAGACGCUUACCAACAGCGACAUGGGAGAACCAGUCUGAGAGCAACAAACUCGGGGAUCUGCGAGUCUGGCAACAUUUGCCUGUCGAAUCAGGAACGCUGGAUCCACCACACAUCAACAGCAAAGGGGCGUUCCAGCCACCAGCUCUAUUCGGUGAUCAGUCUCUUAUACCGCGAAAGUAUUUGGACACGGCUCUGGAAAUAAUCAAAAAUACGAGGUCAUUGGUUUCCUGGAAGCAGGGAGAUGUCCUUCUGCUGGAUAACCACGCCGUGCAGCAUGCUAGAGAGCCGUGGACAGGGAAUCGAAAGCUGCUUGCAAGCCUGUGGGAUGAGCAUUAA